UUUUUCUUUGCUUUUUUCUUGUUUUAGUUUAUACCAACUGGUUUUUUUUUUUUUCCGGUUUUUUGCCACAAGUCUCCUAGAUCCCCCCCUCCUCCUCCUCCCUUCCAAAAUCCUACUGAUCAACCAUGGCUGCCUCCAUCAUCGCUCCGAUUCGCAAGUAAAUCCAGUCUUCCCUCUGACCAGAUAGACCACCCGACUUGCCAAGCAGAGUUUUUCUUUUCUCGUUUUUUUUUUCGCAGUCCUGUUUUUGUUCCGUAGCACUUUUUUUUUUUUUUCGAUUUUUUUUCUUCGCUUGCCCCUUCAGCAGCCUUUUCGCUUGCGUCUGCCGGGCCUUUCCUUCUAUUUUCAGUGAAUCAAGGCAUCAAGGCAGCCCCCCAAGCUCGAUCUCCUGCAGAAUUCUCGGCAUUGUCGGAGCGAUAAACAGCAAAAUCUACUUGGCGCGGAAGUUUUAUUUUCUGAGGUCGCGUCAUUGUCCUCCGUCAUCUCCUUUUUUUUUUUCUCUUUCUCUCCAAGGUUUCCCCGACACCACCCUUCCUUCCUUCCUGACUUCCUUCCGGUACGUCCCUUGAGCUCGAAGCUACCCCUUUCCAACCAUGCAAGACCGAUACUUUCCUGAGGUAUCAGAUACACUCGGCGCCGAUUUUUACAAGCGUGGCACCUGCUUCAAAAAUGCCUACAGCAUCCAGUCAGCCGACCUGGCGGCAUUGAUGGAUGCUGGGCGCAGAAUCACCCUGAUUGACUGCCGCUCGAUGAUGUCCUUCAACGCCAAGCACGUGAAGGGAGCCGCCAACACACUGACCCUGUUCGCCCUCCGACGCGUCGUCAAAAAGUCGCAAGCCGACAACAACGUCCCGCUCGACCGCAUCAUCUCGUGCGACGCCAUCAAGGAGACGCUGUCUAAAAACCCCGAAACGAUCAACACUGUGGUGCUGUACGACGACAGCACGACCGAUCCUGCGGCCGGCAUGUCGGAAACGCUCGACUUGGUCUUUAGCUACCUGUGCACGUCGUCCGUCCCCUUGCUGUGGGUCCACGGCGGCUUUGCUGCCUUUGACGCGCUGUAUCCCGACAAGAGCGAGGCCUGCCGGUGUCCUGCUGCUGUCCAACAAUCCAAGUUUACGCUGCACACACCUCAGUCGGCGCCCGUCCCAACGCCAAACCGCUCCAUGGGCCAAUCUGCCCUCGCCGCAGGCACGCCUCCCGCUAUGAUUUUGUCGUAUCUCUAUCUUGGCAACCAGGAGCACAGCGCCGACAAGCAGCUGUUGGACAGUCUGAAAAUCCACAACGUGCUGAACGUGGCCAAGGAAUGCCCGAAUGUCUUUGAUGCGCAGCUGCGCUACAAGAAGUGUGAGCUGUCCGACACGUUCGCCCAGAACAUUCGAGAGGCCUUUGAUGCGGCCUUCCAGUUUAUUGACGAGGUGAAGGCCUCCGGCGGCCGUGUGCUCGUCCAUUGCGUCGGCGGCGUCUCUCGCUCGGUCACUGUCGUCAUUGCCUAUCUCAUCUCACGGUAUGGUCUGUCUCUGCCCGAAUCGUACGCUUUUGUCAAGGACCGAAGGCCCGGCAUGUCGCCCAAUCUGAACUUUAUGGGUCAGCUUGUCGAGUAUGCCAACUCGAUCUCGGCCGACUGCGUUCGCGCAGCUCGUGUCGCCGAGCUGGCCACUGCGGUCACACCCACCAACAGCAGCAGCUCUAGCAGCUCCAGCAGCGCCUCGUCGUCAUCGUCAUCGUCGUCCUUGUCGGUGCCUGCGUCGUCCUCCAACGAGUCGGCGCCCUUUUCAGGCCCACGGUCGCUGUCUGGCGUCUUUACUCCCGCAUCCAGCGGCGGCGAAUCGCCAGUGCCCCAGAGCUCGGACGAGGUGCCGUCCCUUGCCAAGCCCGCGCAUCCAGCCAGCUUCCUGGACUUGGUUCAGCAGCAGCAGGACGCGUUGGUGGCUCAGGCCAAGUACUGCCUGCAGCGCCAGCUCGAUCUCGAGGCAGCGCGCCGUCAUUCGACCCCUGCAGGGACUGCUCUGGCCCCUUCUCAGCACCAGCUGGACUUGGAGUCGAAGCAGCAUGCACUGAUGGCCAUGCGCUCACACAGUGGCAGCGGCCGUGUCGGCAUGCACUUGGCGACCCCCAUCAACUUGUCAGCGUUUGGCAAGUCUGCCUCGUCGUCCUCUGGUGGCCUUUCUCCCAUUCCAUCGACUCCGUCACCCCAGGCCGAGCCAGUGUUUCCGCUCGUGCCUUCGUCAACGGCAGGGCCGACGCCACCGCAAUCACAAGAGCGGUAUCCGCCUGUUGCCUUUGCGUUGCGACUACCAAAGUCGUUCAGUCUGGACUGCUCGAGCUUGCCAGCAACCCCGGUUGCAUCCAGCUCGGCCUCGUCGGGGAGUCCUUACUUUCAACAGCGGGAGGCAAAGCUAGCAGCGGGAACGCACGGUCAACUUGCCCACUAAAAACUCAGUGGGUCGUUUGAUGUGUUUUCUUCUUCUUCUUUCUGUCACGGUGUGCCUUCUUUUUUGUGACGUUCUUUCGUAUCUUAACUCUUUUUUUUGUUUCAUCUUUGGUGGUGAUGGUGGUAUUCUUUCUUUUUUAUCUCUUUGAUGCGCUCUCGGGCUUCGUUCUCUGAGCCUGCGACGGUGCUCACUGCAGCUGGUUGUGCAUCACUGGUGUUGCACAUCCUCGCGCUGCUUUUGCCUGUGCGGCGCACGUUGCAUUUAUUUGGCUCAGCGUUUCGGACUGGAUUCCCGAUGAUGUUGCAACAACAAAGUGUUAUUUGUCUCUGUUCCGUUGUUAUGUUUUCUCUGUCCUUCUUUUGUAUUUUACUCUUGCACAGUCUCGCAUUAAACGAACUAUUUCGAUUUCCCCCA
Molecule: messenger RNA, 2849 nt
Organism: Capsaspora owczarzaki ATCC 30864
Lineage: Eukaryota; Filasterea; Ministeriida; Capsasporidae
Product: dual specificity protein phosphatase 7
Exons: 2
Coding region: 594-2435 (613 amino acids)
Biological process (GO): negative regulation of MAPK cascade; protein dephosphorylation
Cellular component (GO): cytoplasm
Molecular function (GO): protein tyrosine/threonine phosphatase activity; MAP kinase tyrosine/serine/threonine phosphatase activity
Source: RefSeq, a predicted model, not a curated record